Messenger RNA from Amyelois transitella, 1049 nucleotides. RefSeq lists its product as uncharacterized. NCBI's taxonomy places the organism in Eukaryota, Metazoa, Arthropoda, Insecta, Lepidoptera, Pyralidae. The transcript has 4 exons. The coding region runs from base 284 to 805 and encodes 173 amino acids. The record is from RefSeq and is a predicted model, not a curated record.
CUUAGUAACAUCCCAUGAGAUAUAAAUACAAACCAGAUAUAUUGGUAAAUAAAAAACAAGGUUCAAUACCAAUGGGUCUACAUAGACAGCACUAAAACAAACGCUUCAUCCAAAAGCAUCAAUGUAUUGUGUAAAAGCCAUAAAAUCGCCAGACCAGCGAACCCAAGAAAAGGCAGGAAGCAACCUAUUUAAACUAAGGCGGCAAUUUUAGUUUGUAACUAUAAUCUUGGUAGUCAGACCUCUGAUUUGAUGUGGAGUGUCCUUUGUAAGGAACAUUAUAAAAAUGAUAAAAAUGUGCAAAACUACGUGUCCGAGAUUCCCAAUAGUGAGAAAGUGUUGUUUUUGCGUGCCCAUUAGAAAAGGAGUUACUAUAUUUGGAUAUGUUAAUUUAAUACUAUCACUCCUGUCGUUCCCGCUGCUCGUGUUCCUGCUGGUGGAGCAGAUGACCACGGGCAAGGCUGUAGAGCACACGGAGGACAUGGACCCCCUGGUGCACCUGCCGCUGACCAUCGCCUUCGUGCUGGUUGACGUCCUCAUGACGAUUAUACUGCUUAUUGGAGCUCAUCGGAAACAACAAAUCCUGCUGAAGAUAUACUUCUUCUUCGGCGUGGGAUUCCAGCUAAUCACGUUGUGCGUGGACCUCUUUUACUUCGACUACAGAGAAUACAUCGAGAACACAUUUUACUUCUUUUUCUUAGGUUUGAAUGUAUACCUCCUAUUCCUGGUAUUCAACACAAUCCACCUGAUCGAGGAGACCAAUGAAGUCCAAUACAUCGCCUACCGGGAUACGCAGACGGGACCAUGAAACCAGCAGCCUACUGUCUACCUCUGGCAUUUACGAGUACACUUAUAUUCAAUCUUAGAAGCACCACGGCCAUAUUGACUUUGCUCUGUGGGUUCUAUGCUGACGUCAUUUCUCUUUAGAAACAGCUUAUAUCUACUUAAGAAAAAAACACAAGCCUUUCAAUAAACUUUAUACAUUGUAUACUCCCUAUUAACCGUUGCGUUGUACCCAGAAGCCUGAUAUUUGAGCAAAAAAGUCAUCAGGU